UUUCCUAGUUUUGCUGAAAAGAUGAAAAAAUGGUAUCUAUGAAACUUUUUGCUUUCUUUUAUCAAACACAAGUGUAAUUAUCAAUAUUUUAGUAUGAAAAUGAAACUCAAGAUAUGGUCUUUCAUUAGUAGAAAAAUAAAUACAUUUGCUUGAGAAAUAGGCUUCCUGGAGCCUUGAAAAUUACCCAAUGGUCAUCAGUGUGCCAUUUUCUUCCAAUAUAAUGUUUACUUCCGAAACUUUCAGGAAAUAAUGGACAAUUGUGAGGGAAUAUCUCCUCAAAAUUUCAGGUAGAUCUGUUAAGCUUUUACUAAAUUAUGGGUCUCACAAUGAUAUCACAUGGUUUUUUUGUACAUCGAUGGUUACAGUAAAAUGGUCAUAAUUCAUCAACGGCUCGAGGACCUUCAAUGAAAUUUUUACUGUAGAUAGCUAGAGUAGAGUACUACACAAUGAGAUGUAGAUCAACUCAAUAGGUCUUUCCUUCCUCGAAUUAUGAAUUUCACAAGAAGCAUGACUACUACCUAGUAUAACUACGUUCUGACUCGAGCAAAUUUGGCGCGAGUGGUGCUGACGAUCAGCGUUCGUCAUAGAGUAUAUACACACAAAAUUUCAACUGUCUAGCUCCUAUAAAGACCACAGUUCAAGGGGGGUCGGGACUUAUGGCCAGCACUGUAUAUAUAUAUCAUAUUAUUCUUAUAUGAUUUAGCAUCAAUAUCUGUAAACAAACAAUCGUCGCAAAUAUCCUCUACGACUCUAGUCAAUAGUAAUAGUAAUAAACGUCGAAAGUCAGAUGAAUGAGCUCUUUUUAAACGAUGUCGAUAUGAUUCAACUCAAAAUAGUAUGAUAUAUGUUUCGUGUUAUAAGAAAAUCGAAUUUGUUUGACUUUUUUUCUUAUAAUCUUAAUACCACCUGUUCAAUCAAUUUGACCUAAUACAUCAACAGCUAUAGAUGAGUCAACUGUAACAUCCGACGUAAGAUCAUAGAUGAAGAAUAUGAAUUGUGUAUUUUCUUUUUUUUUUUUAUAUAUAUUUAGUCUAAUCAAGCAUGUUCAUCUGCUAGGUCAAUUGAUAGUCAUGCUGAUGAUUAUAUUUUGACUCAAAAAUCAAUUUCAAUAACUGCAUCUCGCCUAACUGAUGAACAAAUAGAUCGUCUUGAUCAAUUUCUUCAACGCUUUAAUAUUCAUUAUUCGGAUGAAACCGAUGAAAAAACAACACAUUUAAUAACUGAUGAUACAACAACUCGAUGCGUUUGUGCUUUAUCAUGA
Rotaria sp. Silwood2 is the source of this 1261-nucleotide messenger RNA. NCBI's taxonomy places the organism in Eukaryota, Metazoa, Rotifera, Eurotatoria, Philodinida, Philodinidae. The record is from the annotation of a GenBank genome assembly.